AUGGCACCCAUUUCUUCUUCAAGUUCCGAGGACGCCUUUCAGUUAUUCGACCUGCGGGUCGAGGUCGUCUGUCCACCAGGCAAGAGGAUUAUGUGUGGUGCCAAAGAAGGGGAUUACUUCACGCUGAAGGGUGAGAUGUUGCAUUUGCCACCAGAUCAAGGCAUCAGCAUAUACAGCUUAUCAUCGGUGCUACCCCUACUCGCUGCAAAGCAACGAGUAACUGCCAAGAACGACUGGAUGACAACCGAUGCGUUGAUCGCAUGCCCGGAUCCCUGCUGUCCUUCCCAGCUGAAGAUUGUCCGAGAAGGCAUCAGAACGUUCCGUCACUCAGAGACUACUGCCGUUCCUUUGAGCAACGCCGAUGCGCCCAAGUAG
This is a messenger RNA of Colletotrichum abscissum, 375 nucleotides long. RefSeq lists its product as uncharacterized. The record is from RefSeq and is a predicted model, not a curated record. Bases 1 to 375 code for a protein of 124 amino acids. Lineage: Eukaryota; Fungi; Ascomycota; Sordariomycetes; Glomerellales; Glomerellaceae. The transcript is spliced from 2 exons.